CUUUUCUUUAUCCUGAUGCGCAAUUUUGUCCGGGACAAAAUGUCGCGCGUGUUUUAUCGCGGAAUAGCAUCGUUGAAUUUAGCAAUUCGACUUGGGUUAUCUCGACGAUUAAAUACGGCGAGAUAUACCUACAAUUUUUAAAGUUAAACCUAAGCAGCACUACUUCGUAAAUGUUCAAACGAAAAAGUAGCUUUGAACUUGUCGUCCGUUUUAUCUUGAAUUAUUGCAUAUACGAUUACGAGUGAUUUGUAUGUUUGUUACAUAAAUACUAAACAACUUGUUCGGACAAAAUAUCGUACAGAUCCCUCGUGACAGAUAUCGAUCGCGUGAUAUGCUAUCAUUCACGGAUCUAUCACGAGACGCAUUGUUUUACGUCAUUCAGUAAAUCACAAUCACGAUUUGUCGUGGUUUUAUCCUUAUCACAUAUAUCUCUUUCGGAUCUUCUCGAAUCCACUCCAGAUUACGAAAAAACGUAUCUAGACGAUGUUAUCGUCCCAUUUCAUUAGGAAUCCAAUCUAAAUAAUCGAUGACAAUGCACAGUGGCGAUAUAUGUUUUUUCUUUUCUAUUAUACGAGAUUAUACGUAUCAACAAUUGCGCCAUAACGUUUACUCACACUGAUCACAUUUUUCCUUUUUUCUGCAAUUGCUAAACCAGUAUUACGCGAUGCAACAUUGCGUCUUUUUCUAUUUCAUAUGAUUAAAAUGACACAAAGGAAUGAAACACGCCAAUUGUUCUUUAUCGGGCUUACAAUCACGAAAAUUUUCAGGACAGUGAAGAGAUUUUCCGGCGAAUAAAUACUGAGAAUUGUACAUUGCGAAAUAUUUUAUCGUCAUAUGUGUUAUCUAUAUAUCGGCAUAAUUAUAAUACACGUUCAAUGAUUGCGCGAUGAUUCGCAAACUACUUUGUACCGGUAUAGAUGUUAGUAUGCGAAAAUUUUUUUUCUCGAAUUUGUUAUAAUCUAUAUGAGCGUAUUGAGAAGAGCAGAGAGAGAGAGGGAGAGAGAGAGAGGGAGAGGGAGGGAGAGAGAAACGUAGUUGAACAAAUUACCGACAACUUUUGUAAAGACUCAUAAAAUUGAGUUUUGUGAUAAGAGAAAGAAGAAACCAGAACAGAUCGUUACUCUGUUACGUGUCAAAUAACUUAUCUCUAUGUGAAUCAGAGUAUGUUCAUUCCGAUCGGGAAGAUUAUCUGAUACGCGAGGAUCGCGCGUAUCGUACACUUGGUCUUGUGUAAAACUUUGCCGAUCUUCUUGAGUGAAUGUUGACGAUCCGCAGAACUGCACGGGCGAUUUGUUUACCACUUGCCUGUGGUCGCGUUAAUUCCAUGUUCCAUCGUCGGUAGACUACCGUGCAAUUAACAUUAUAGAUAUUCGCUAUCGUUGUACUUACUCAUUGCGAAUGCAAAACACAAACGGCUUGUUAUCAUUGUUAUUAUCGAUCACUUAUCGGGUGUUUAAAAGUUUUGGCAUAAGAAUAUAAUACUUUGGGGUUAUCGUGACACACCUGCUACUUAAGUGAAAUUAUAUCGACUCUGUCGAGCCGACUUGCGCGCGAAGAAUGCCAAGAGAAUGAAAACUUAUUUCUCUCUCAUUUGACGUACUUAAAUGGCUUUGUUGUAACUUACUACCAUCAGUAAUGCUGUUAAAAUCAUUUCCCACAAUCGACUGAUUGAAUACUUUGAAAUUGAUACACGGCUCUCUGUAAUUUUUUCUCAAGGACGCGGUGAGUUGCAUCCUUCUUUUUUCUUUCGCAUCCGAGCAACUUGAUUAUAGCUUACUUAACUCGGUUAUUUAACUAUCGGUAGCAGUACUCAAGCGGACAUUAAUUCUGACAUCGACAACGAUCAUCUCUCAACAUUGCAAUGGCAUUGAAUGAAUUCUUACGUGCGUGAUAAGUGAAAACGAUAACCUUGGAACCAGGCACCUUCAAACACUGCUCAUGUUCCUGGGCAUGACGCUCGGCUACUGCCAAAGGGUCGGGAUGUCGGUGGCUAUAGUGCCGAUGAUAAAUGCAAGCACCGCGAAUCCAGAUUUCGAGGACUAUAAAUGGGAUAAUACGGAGAAGUCGUUGGCGCUUAGCUCGUUUUUCUGGGGCUACACAGUGGCGCAAGUGCCGAGCGGCUACGUCGCCGGUAUUUGGAGCGCUCAGAUGCUCCUGAGUGUGGGCAUGCUGCUAUGUGGUAUCUUCAACGUAAUCACGCCGUUCGUCACUCAUCGAUGGAACCUGGUAGCCGUCUGUGUUUGCAGGGUAGGCAUGGGUCUCACUCAGGGUUGCCUGUUACCUUGCGUUCACACCCUCCUCUCCAAAUGGGCGCCGCCUCCCGAGAGGGCACGAUUGGGAACGUUCGCUUACGCGGGCGCCCAAUUCGGCACGGUAAUCGCCCUGCCGAUUUCCGGCGCUCUCGCCGCGUCCGCUGGUGGUUGGCCCAGCAUCUUCUACCUGUUUGGCGCGUUAGCGAUCCUCUGGAGCGUGUGUUUCUUUCUCCUCGGGGCGGAUUCGCCGUUCAAGCAUCGCAGCAUCUCCCAAGAAGAAAAAGAGUAUAUCGAAGAGAGUCUGAGGACCACUGAACGAAAAGAGGACCCUAAGGUCAAACAGAAACUACGAACCCCAUGGCGAGAGAUCUUCACCUCGUGGCCGAUGUGGGCCAUCAUCCUCGCCCAUUGCGGUCAAAAUUGGGGCUACUGGACUCUACUGACCGAGAUGCCCACCUACAUGAAGAAGGUGUUGAAUUUCAAUAUCGAGGGGAGUGGCGGAUACUCCGCCUUACCGUACUUAGCGAUGUGGAUACUCAGCUUCCCCGUCAGUUGGCUGUCCGACUUCGCUUUGGAGAAGGGCGCGUCGCGAGGCUUGGUCAGGAAGCUAUCCAACACGAUGGCGUUUUGGGGCCCGGCCAUCGCUCUAGCCUGCAUGUCGGUUAUACCCAGAAACAAUUCCACCUAUGCCCUUGCCCUCCUUAUCGUCGCGGUAGGCCUGAACGCCGGUUCUCUCUGCGGCUUUCAAGUGAAUCAUAUCGAUCUCAGCCCAAACUACGCCGGCACCAUGAUGUCCAUCACCAAUUGCAUAGCCUCCGUGGUUGCCAUACUCGCACCGUUGAUCUGUGACCAGAUUAUCAUCACCGACGAGACCAACGUACAUCAGUGGAACAACGUGUUCUACGUAUCGGCGGCGAUCUACUUCUUGGGUAAUCUAGCGUUCGUGAUCUUUAGCAAAGGUGAAGUGCAAUGGUGGAAUGAUCCUGACGAGGUCGAGGCGCGACGGCAGAAACGGAGAAGAAAGAACGAUAUGAUCGAAACGCAGACCUGAGAAACUUUCAUGUUAAAUGUGAUGUGUUGAUUUUAAUGUUAUGAACGAAUGUUCUAUGGCACCAGACUUCAGAAUGAGAAUUAUGGGACCAUCGUCAUAUAUUUAUUGUCGCCUUUGACGGGCACGUACGCGUUGCUGUGUGUACUGAUCAGUUCAGUUUUAUAUUAACCGAUGUUACGUGCUCGUCGCUCAUUCCCUUUGUUCGUUCGUUCGUCAACGCUUUCAUAAUCAUUAGCUCGACCUUUGAACGUAACGGAUCUUUUAAUCGCUGUCUGCGUUAAGAACGGUUCUUCAUUUUUUAUCUAGGCCGAUUUUGUGCACUGCCGCAUACAUUUAAUAUAUGUAUAUAUGCGAUAUAUCGAAGGUCGCGCAUAUAUCUGUGCUUUAGAUAUGUUAGAGUGAGAUAUAAGUGAGAUAUAAUUGAGAAAAGAACGAUCAGAAAAAAAAAGGAAGGAAAGAGAAAAGAAAAAGAUCGUUCCUUCUCACAGUCGAUGAUAUAUUUUCCGGGAGAUUAGUCGUAAGAGACCUGUCAUGGAGAAUUUCUUUGUUUUUUGGAGUAAUUAUAAAAAUUAUUUUAUCAUAAGACGAAUGUGUGUGAAAGACGAUAUGCAUUCGGUGCGUAACCGAAGUGAGUGUUCUAUAAUGCAGCUCACUGCGUUAUUCGUCAUCGAGCGUUAUUUAACGAACAUUCACUGCAUCAUUUGGCGCAAAUAAAACUUGAUAACUUCUUUUUAAUGAUACGUUGAUAAACAAUUUGAUGGACUGACAGAUUAUUUGAAAUAAAUUGAUAAAUCAUUUUCAAUUA
This is a messenger RNA of Harpegnathos saltator (Jerdon's jumping ant), 4108 nucleotides long. Its product is annotated as putative inorganic phosphate cotransporter. The coding region runs from base 1939 to 3303 and encodes 454 amino acids. Lineage: Eukaryota; Metazoa; Arthropoda; Insecta; Hymenoptera; Formicidae. The transcript has 7 exons. Gene Ontology annotation, cellular component: membrane. Gene Ontology annotation, molecular function: transmembrane transporter activity. The record is from RefSeq and is a predicted model, not a curated record. Gene Ontology annotation, biological process: monoatomic anion transport; transmembrane transport.